Argiope bruennichi is the source of this 3074-nucleotide messenger RNA. Its product is annotated as maltase-glucoamylase-like. NCBI's taxonomy places the organism in Eukaryota, Metazoa, Arthropoda, Arachnida, Araneae, Araneidae. The transcript has 24 exons. Bases 115 to 2943 code for a protein of 942 amino acids. Gene Ontology annotation, molecular function: carbohydrate binding; alpha-1,4-glucosidase activity. The record is from RefSeq and is a predicted model, not a curated record. Gene Ontology annotation, biological process: carbohydrate metabolic process.
AGAUAAUAAGGUCAAGAUUAUUUUCACCAGAAUCAUAACGCCAUUGUUGUGAUCGCGACGAGCUGUGAAGAAAGAUAUAUCGAAUAGAAAAUUUGUCAAACGCAUUGUUUCAGCAUGGCCAGAGUGAGAUUUCCUGGACAAAAAGAUGGUACGUCGAAGGUUAAAAGGAUUAUUCUUGGAUCUGUUGGAGUUGUCUCAUUAAUAUUUGUCAUAAUAAUGCUGGUAGUCUUCGUCCCUAAGCAGAAAGCAAAAGUUCUGGAUACAAAAGACAGGAUUGCCUGUCCUGGUUUUAGAGAUAAGUCUGACUGUACGUCACAUGGUUGUGAAUACGCCAAUGUCAAAAGCGGCCCGUCCUGUUACAUGAAGAAAAAUAGUUUUGGAUACAAAGUGGAAGAUAUUAUCAAGCAAGCUGAUGGAAUGGUAGCCACAUUAUCCAGUUUGUCAAAAACUACACCUUAUGGACCGAGCAUUCCAUUAGUUACUUUUGAGGUCACAUAUCUCACCGAGGAAAUACUUAGGAUAAAGUUAUAUGAUGCUAAAAAUAAACGAUAUGAAGUUCCGGUUCAGGACACUUUUCCUCUGUUACAAGAAAAGAAAAAAGUUGAUGUAAAGAAAAUGGCAUACAACAUAAGCGUCUCUGAAAAGUCGGAUGUUUUUUCUUUUCAAGUCAGACGCACCGAGGAUAACACGGCGAUAUGGGAUUCACGAAUUGGUGGCUUGGUUUUGAGUGACAAGUUCCUUCAAAUCUCAAGUUAUCUGCCAUCUAAGAAUGUCUAUGGUCUCGGUGAGCAUGUACAUCCUAGUAUCAGACAUGAUUUGGAAUACAAAACAUGGCCAAUGUUCGCCAGGGAUCGAACUCCAGAAGCGGGAUUUAUCAACCUUUACGGAGUGCAUCCAUUCUAUACAUGCCUGGAAAACAGCUCAAAAAGCCACGGAGUCCUUUUGCUCAACAGCAAUGCUAUGGAUGUCGCAUUGCUACCAGCUCCUGCAAUCACUUUUCGUUCAAUCGGUGGAAUAAUCGAUAUAUUUUUCUUUGUGGGAAGGGAUCCAGAACACACCGUGAAGCUCUACACUUCCCUUGUGGGAAAGCCGGUCUUGCCUCCGUUCUGGGCGUUGGGAUUUCAGUUGUCUCGAUAUGGUUAUAACUCACUAGAUAACGUGAAAGCGGUUGUGGAAAGAACAAGAAAAGCUGAAAUACCUCAGAGUGUGCAGUUUUUGGACAUUGAUCAUAUGGAUAAUAACAGAGAUUUUACUUAUGAUAAAGACAAAUUUGCUAAUUUAAAAGAUUAUAUGACAAAAACACAGAAAGAAUAUGGAUUGAAGUGGAUAAUCAUUCUUGACCCGGCCAUCGAAGCUCUUAAGGGUUAUGAAGCUUUCGAAUCUGGUAUGAAACAGAACGUGUUCAUUAAACGAUCACCUAUUUGGAAUGAUGAGAUGUUCCCACCUCAGCUUGUCGAUUAUAACAUCACUUUCGGACGGGUAUGGCCUAGCUCAGAGGUAGCAUUUCCAAAUUUCUUCGAUCAAAAUGAUAGAAAAUGGUGGAAUGAUUCAAUAGUGAACCAUCAUCAAGAAGUACCAUUCGAUGGAUUAUGGAUAGAUAUGAACGAACCUGCGAAUUUCGCAACGAACGAAGACAGGCCUUUCAACUGCCCCGAAGACGAAUACUGCUGGACUCUGAAGUGCCCAACUAGUCCUUACGAAGAUCCACCCUACAAUCCCUUGAAAGACAGUGGAAGUGAUAGGAUAUCCCACAUGACGCUGUGCAUGGAGAGUUUGCACCAACAUGGAGAUCACUAUUAUCGGCAUUAUGAUGUCCAUAGUUUGUACGGAUGGAGUCAGACUCAGAUCACUCUCCAAGCCGCUGAAAAAGCAAUAGGGUAUCGAUCUUUGGUCAUCUCUCGAUCAACUUAUCCUUCCAGCGGACGCUAUGCUGGCCACUGGCUCGGUGACAACAAAAGCACCUGGGAUGAUCUACGUUACUCAGUCAUCGGAAUGUUGGAAUUCAAUAUCUUCGGCAUACCAUAUAUUGGAGCUGAUGUCUGCGGAUUUGCUGAAGCCACUACGCCUGAACUGUGUAAACGCUGGAUGCAGCUUGGAGCGUUUUAUCCUUUCUUCAGGAACCAUAAUGUUUUGGAUCAAAAGGACCAAGAUCCUGUUGCUCUUGGUGCCGAUGUCGUAGCCGCAUCGAAGAGAGCAGUGGAACGGAGAUACGGCUUGAAUCCCUAUUUGUACACACUUUUCUAUCGGGCCCAUUUGGAGGGUUCCACAGUGGUCAGACCUUUAUUUCACGAGUUUCCAAGCGAUGAAAAUACUUGGAAUAUUGGUGACCAGUUUAUGUGGGGUAAAUGCCUGCUGAUUUCUCCUGUCUUAACACCGGGAGCAAAUUCUUUGAAGAUGUAUCUGCCAGACGCUGAAUGGUGGCAUUUUAAAGGCACUGAGAGUCAUCGGGAGGAAGUAAAAGGAAAUUAUUUCGACGAAAAUGAUAUCCAUGAGGAAAUUCCUCUUCAUGUCAAGAGUGGAUGCAUCAUUCCAACAGAGUAUUAUCAGCUAAAUAAAUCUAAUGUAGAGAUGCCUAAAAACUUAACUCUUUAUGUUUUCCCUAUAAAUGAUGAAUCGUCUGGUGAACUUUAUGUAGAUUCAUUAAACAGUACAGGUGCAAUUGAAAACAACAUAUUCGAAAACUACCAUUUUAGUUAUAAAAAUUGUAGUCUCAGUGUGAAGAAAACAGGCGGUGAAAGUAGAUCGUUUGAUUGGUUUGUGCAUCAAGUUCACGUUUUCAAGGUGAAAGAAGCAAAAGCUGUCAAAAUUGGUUCACAAAGCAUCAGCAAUUUUUCUGUCAACACUACAUCCAAUGUUCUAACGGUAACCGUCAAACAAAAACUGGCGAAUAUAGACCAAAUAACUUGGGAAGAUGAAAACAAGAAAUGCCAGAUGCUGCCAUGAUGAGCUCGAAAUCAAGUUUGUGAAAAAUCAACCUUUGAAUAUUUUCAGUGAUUGAUAAGUUCAAGUUGCUGCAUCAGCUUAAAAAUGUUGUUUAUGAGAUAUAAAUAUUUAUUAUAAAUAAUAAAAUACGU